Pestalotiopsis fici W106-1 is the source of this 666-nucleotide messenger RNA. RefSeq lists its product as uncharacterized. The transcript has 3 exons. Lineage: Eukaryota; Fungi; Ascomycota; Sordariomycetes; Amphisphaeriales; Sporocadaceae. The record is from RefSeq and is a predicted model, not a curated record. The coding region runs from base 1 to 666 and encodes 221 amino acids.
AUGACGCAACCUGUCGUCGCCUCAAAGAGGAUGAACAUCGGCUUCAAGGCCGCUUGCUUAAAAAUUGCCGAAGAGAGCUGGUCAGCGCUGCAGGGUGAUGCACAAGGCGCUGGAGUUGAGCCCUUAUCCAAUGAAGGCUUUCUUUGCAUCAUGGUGCCUGUUGCAGCAUCUUCCGAACGUCAGGAUGUUCCAUCCCAAGCAGAUUUGCGACCGGUCUACCUAUUGAGCACUCUUGAUACAAGCCCCAUUGCCCUUCCCUACAACGGCUCCGAGCUGUUCCGGUCUCUAGUCUCGAAACUCAAAUGCGUUGUAGAAGAAAACUGGGCCGUUGCCAAUCGUCAGUUGUCUCAAUAUCGUUCCCAAGUUCUUGAAAGCAGCGGCCAGGACCCUAGAUUGCUUGCUCAGCUGCUCUACGAUGCUCAAGUUUUGGAACGCAUAGCAGAUAAUCACAAAUCUUUGGUGCAGGAUGUCGCGAUACUGGCAACAUCAUUAUCAUCUCUACAGAAUGAUCAAUGGAGAUUGAAAAUAGAUCAAUCUCAGUUCACUGAUUUUACUGACCUUACUGGCCUUCAGGGUCAAAUUCGCGAACUCGAAGAGAAGUCACAAAGCAUCAUCCAAUUGACAAGAUUUACCUUUUUACCACCGCAAUGCACUUAUUAUGUCUAA